This is a messenger RNA of Manis javanica (Malayan pangolin), 3429 nucleotides long. RefSeq names its product MAX network transcriptional repressor (gene MNT). Gene Ontology annotation, molecular function: protein dimerization activity; DNA-binding transcription factor activity, RNA polymerase II-specific; RNA polymerase II cis-regulatory region sequence-specific DNA binding. Gene Ontology annotation, biological process: regulation of transcription by RNA polymerase II. The record is from RefSeq and is a predicted model, not a curated record. NCBI's taxonomy places the organism in Eukaryota, Metazoa, Chordata, Mammalia, Pholidota, Manidae.
CGUGUAGUAGCGGGGGCGGCGGCCGGGGGCAGCGCGGCUCCUUCCCUUGUUGUGUGUGUCGGUGCCUCCUCGCCAUCUUGUUGCAAAGCCUUUUCUUGUCGGCGGGACUCCCGGGGGCCGCGGGGAGGGAGGCAUCAGAAGGAGGAAGAGAGGGAGGGGAAGGAGGGAGGCAGUGCCACCUUUUUUUUUUGCAUCAAUUUCUUUUUAAUUUGCAAAUAAUAUUUUGCAAAUAUUUUGGGAAACAUUGAUUUUUCUGCCGGCGCUCCCCCGUUCUUCUUUGCGGAGUGCGCCGCGCCGCCCAGCCCUGUCGCCCCCCCGGAGGUGAUCCCUCCCUCCUGCCUGCCCGCCAGCCUGACCUGUGCCGGGCUCGCGGGCCGCAGUCUCGGCCCCGGCGCGCCCCCGGCAGCUCUCGGCGCAAUGAGCAUAGAGACGCUCCUGGAGGCGGCCCGCUUCCUGGAAUGGCAAGCGCAGCAACAACAGAGAGCACGUGAGGAGCAGGAGCGGCUUCACUUGGAGCGGGAACGGGAGCAGGAGCAGAAGAAGGCCAGCAGCCUAGCCAGACUGGCCCAUGCCCUGCCUGUGGAGGAACCCUGCAUGGAGGCACCACCUCUGCCUCUGUCCCCACCGGCACCCCCACCACCACUUGCCACCCACACCCCACUUACCGUCAUUCCUAUUCCAGUAAUGACCAAUUCCCCUCAGCCUCUGCCCCCGCCACUGGCCCCCACACCCCAGCCUCUGCCCCUGGCACCUCGCCAGCCCACCCUGGUUAGCACUCCUGGACUUGGCAUUAAGGAGUCUGCCCCCUUGCCUACCAGACCACAGGUGCCCACCCCUGCUCCCCUACUGCCAGACUCCAAGACCGCUAUUCCACCCACUGGCAGCCCCAAGCCUCUGCAGCCCCUCCCCACGCCCAUCCUGACCAUAGCACCACACCCUGGAGUCCAGCCCCAGUUGGCCCCCCAGCAGCCACCCCCACCCACUCUUGGGACCCUGAAGUUGGCACCAGCUGAAGAAAUCAAAUCCAGCGAACAGAAGAAGAGGCCUGGGGGGAUCGGAACCAGAGAAGUCCACAACAAAUUGGAGAAGAACAGGAGGGCCCAUCUGAAGGAAUGCUUUGAGACCCUGAAACGCAACAUCCCUAAUGUGGACGACAAGAAGACAUCAAAUCUGAGCGUGCUGCGGACGGCGCUGCGGUAUAUCCAGUCCCUGAAGAGGAAGGAGAAAGAAUAUGAGCAUGAGAUGGAGCGGCUGGCACGGGAGAAGAUUGCCACGCAGCAGCGGCUGGCAGAGCUCAAGCACGAGCUGAGCCAGUGGAUGGAUGUGCUGGAGAUCGACCGCAUGCUCCGGCAGACAGGCCAGCCUGAGGACGACCAGGCCUCCACCUCUACUGCCUCCGAGGGUGAGGACAACAUAGACGAGGAUAUGGAGGAGGACCAGGCUGGUCUGGGCCCACCUAAACUGAGCCAUCGCCCCCACCCGGAGCUGCCGAAGCCACCACCCAGCACUGCCCCUGCACCUCUGCCUGCCCACCCACGCCCCCCUUCCCAGCCUGUGACCCUGUCUCCUGCCCACCUGCCCGGGCAGCAGCCACCACCACAUCAGAAGACACCGCUGCCGGCACCUCCUCCCCCACCAGCUGCCCCUGCCCAAACGCUGGUUCCCGCUCAAGCCCAUUUGGUGGCCACGGCUGGCGGAGGCUCCACGGUCAUCGCCCACACAGCCACCACCCAUGCCUCAGUCAUCCAGACUGUGAACCACGUUCUACAGGGGCCGGGCGGCAAGCACAUUGCCCACAUUGCCCCCUCAGCCCCCAGCCCUGCUGUGCAGCUGGCACCUGCUACACCCCCCAUUGGCCACAUCACAGUGCACCCUGCCACCCUCAACCAUGUGGCCCAUCUCGGCUCCCAGCUGCCCCUGUACCCACAGCCUGUGGCAGUGAGCCAGCCUGUGGCAGUGAGCCACAUUGCCCACACCCUCUCGCACCAGCAAGUGAAUGGCACAGCUGGGCUGGGGCCCCCAGCCACAGUCAUGGCAAAGCCAGCCGUAGGGGCUCAGAUGGUGCAUCACCCCCAGCUGGUGGGCCAGACAGUGCUGAACCCUGUGACCAUGGUCACCAUGCCCUCCUUCCCUGUCAGCACACUCAAGCUGGCUUGAGCAUGUGGUCACUCAGAGGCCCCCCAGUGGGGGCAGGGAGGGGGACCUAGCCCCGACUCUCCCACCCACCAGCUCCACACAUUCCAGCCAGGCCCAGGCCUACCCCACCCAUACACACCCCCAGGCCUCCUAGCGGAAGGGGGUGCAGAGACUCUGAGCCAGGGGAGGGAGAGGCCAGCCCUGGGAGCUGGGCAGAGGGCCGAGGGUCACCCCACUGCACUAGGACUUGAUAAAGUGAUGAAUGACACCCUGGUGAAUGUGCCACCCAUCCUGGUGUCAGCUCCAGUGCUGUUCCUGCCUCCCCACCCGUCCCCUGAAACCAGUGCGAUGUGGACGUUGUGUUCUCUGCCUCCCCCACCCUGUCUCCUGCUGCUGCUAUUGCUCUGCCUGGCGAGGUGAAUGCGUGUCCCGGCCCUCCUGUCCCAAGCUCCAGCCUUCUCUUCCCAGGCCUUUGGAGGGGAAAGGGGGUAAGCAGAACUGAAGCAACUUGGCCCAGAAAACUGGGGACUAUGGGAGGCCCUGCCCUGAGUACAGGUGACAGGUCUUGGGAAGCAGCUGGUCUGGAAUUCCACCCAGAUCGGUGGGCACCCCAGCCCGGGACUCUCCAACCCAGUGGCAGUCACUGUGAUUUGUUAAACAGAAGCUAGUGAAAACGAUUCUCCCACCAACCAACCAAACCCAAGCUGUUGCCAAGUUCCUUGAGCUCCCCCAAUCCUUGCCAUUGGCCCUGGGAGGGAAGGCGGAUGGUUGGGUGAGGAAGGAAGGGCUUGGCUACCUUCCCCACCAUUGGUCCCAGGGGAGCUCCUCUGGACCCCGGUUCCUACCCCGGGCGUAGCUGUUGGCUCCCAGGAGGAAGGUGCUGCCUGGCCUUGGCUGCCCUGGCUCCCUGGGCUCUGCUCAGCGCUGUGCACUUCCCUGAGGGCUGGGUGGGCCUGGGUGCUUCCUGUAGCCUGCGAGACAUGGACCUGCCUCUGGUCUGGGUUCCAGAGCCUGAAGCUACACAGAAGGUUAAAAUCCGGGGGCUCAGCCAAAGCCCCGAAUCCCUUCCUAAACGCCCUGGGGACCUACAGGGAAGGGAGCAGGCCCAGACUCGAGGACAGCUGCUGCUUCUACCCCAACUUCUCGUCUCUGGUCUCUUCCCAACCUCUCUUUCCGCUAAACAUCCCCUUCUCCAGGGGCUCUUCUGAGUGGACCCUCCCUCGUGGGGGCUGCUGUGUGCCACCACCUUCCUGAGGAAAGGUCCUUGGUUGGGCUAAGGGCAGGGCCGAGCUG